AUGAUUUCGAUCGUCGACAUCGAGUCUGCCGAGCGCGCCUCGCACCCGCUGGAGGUUGCCCGACGUGGCAUCGAGGCGCAGGAGAGUGCCAAUGCCGCACUCUACUCACUCGCGCUGCAGCACGAGGCGUCGGGCAGGCUCGCCGACGCCACGGCCGCCUACCGCCAGCUACUGGACCAGCCGCUCAUCGCUGAGGCGGACGCGCUGCACGCUGCGACCGGCGACCCGUCGCUGCGGCUGCGUUUCCUCGCGCUGAUGAACCUGAGCAACCUCGAGGCGUCGGGCGGCGAGCCGGAGCAGGCGCUGCAGCACGCACUGGGUGCGGUUGCGCUGGAUGAGCGCGACGGGCGGCUCUGGCUGCGGAUCGGCCGGUUGGCGGGCGCCGCGCGCCUCGCCGCCCUCGAGCGGCACUCUCUUGAGCACGCCGUCCUCGCCAGCCCGCACAACCAGCUCGCGUGGUGUGCACUCGACGCGUUGCUCAGACGGGUGGGCGACACCAAAGCGGCAGCCCAGCUCGCGGCUCGCGCGGCCACCACGCGUGGUCUGCCGCCGGGCGCACUUCCUCUGCCCGUGCCCUCGCCGCCCCCGCACGCCGCGGCGGCUCUGCUCGGGCCUUCUUCCGCGGUCGCCGCGCCUCAGCUCGGCUCGGAGGGUUGCGAGGGGUGCGUCCUGUGGAGUGCGGCGGAGGAGAAGAGCACGCCGGCGCCGCCGCCCACGCUUGAGAUUGCCGCGCCCCGCUGGCUGUGCGUCGCGGAGGCAAUUCGCGGCGCUGGCGGUGGGACGAGCGGCGGCGGGAGAGUGAGUGAAGUCACGCGCGCGGUUGCGUCAGCUCCGCCCGCUCCGCCAGCCGCGGCGGUUGGCGGCGGUCCUGGCAGUUCCGCAGACCGCGACCGGGUGGGCGAGGCCGGUGGCCAAGGCGGCGGCGGAAGCAGCGGCCCAGGCGGCAGCGCUCCACAGGCGGCAGCAUUGGGAGGGGCAUGUUGGUCGGAGGCUGCGGAGGCUGUCCCGAUUGAGGCCGACCAGGCUGGAGAGGUGGCAUCCACGGCGUCGGUGACGACGGCCGGCGAGGAGGCUGGCGAUUCGUCUCUGAGCUCGGGCGGAGCCAAGAGGCGCCAUCUGGAGCAAGCCGAGCCAGUUCCCACUGCGCUGGACGCGGCUUCGGCGGUGGCCGUGGAGGAGGCGCCACCCUCAGCUUGCGGCGGCGCCUCGGCCCUAGCGGGCUCUCGCGGUGAGGAGCCGCCCCCUACCCCCACCGAGGAGGCGCCGCCUCCAAAGCGACGCAAGCCGGCGGCAGCAGCGAGCCGGCGACCGCAGCGCAGCCGCCGCGGCGCACUUGGCGCCUCUGACGUGGUGGUUAAGCGGCCGGCGAGUGCGCAGCAGUUGUUUGCGCGCUUUCUCCCGCCCCUCCCGUCCAGCCCUCCUUCCCCCGUUAUCCAGCCCACCUCUGGCGUCCGGUCGGGAGCGUUGGCGGCGGCAGAGGCGGCGGCGGAGGGGCAGGCAGCGGAGGCGGGCCGGGACGCUCCUCUCGCAUCCAGAUGGGAGGAGGAGCGGUCCGUGUUGGCAUGGCUGCGCGACGAGCGCGUCAUGCUCAACAAUGGCCUCCUCGACGUCUGUUCGUCCUUUCUCGACCGCCUCCUCAUCCUCCCGUCACCCGGCCCGUCCGGCGCCUCCCCGCCCUCUUCCGCUUCUCCGCCGUCCUCUGGCCCUGCCUCGGAGCGCCGCCUCGUUGCCGACGGCUUGCUCCGCCUCCCUGUGCCCGGACGCUUGCGACUGCGCGCGUCGCUGCUGAAGCUUUAUGCGCUGACGCGGUCGCAGACGGGAUCGGCACCCCCCCCUGCUCGUUUGCUCGCUCUCCUGGAGCUCUCGCUCGAGGACGGGGGCAGUGGCGGUGGCAGAGGCGGCGACGGCGGCAGCAGUGGAGGCGGUGGCGAUGGCGGGCCGGCGCAAGGAGGCAAGGAGAGGGAGCAAGCUGCCGCCGUGUUUGGUGAGCUACAGGCAGCGCUCCUCCUGGCCAUCAGCCGAGGGGAAGAGGCCGCGCCGGACACGCUCGCGCGCCUCAGCUGGUCACUUGCAACGAACGCUGAGCGAGACGGCGAGGCGGUCGCGGCGACCCGCCACCUCGCAGAGUGCGCGCAUGCGCUGCGCGCGAUGGCCGCCGAUGGCGAGGCGAGGGGCGGCGAGGAGGGUGGGGCGGCGGCAGAGGCGUUCGCGCAUCCCCUCUGCGCCAGUGCUUCUCGGCGCAUCACCUUGGCUGACGUGUCGGAGGCGCAGCAGCGGCACUCACUCGAGAAGUUGGUGCACGAGGCGCGCGCUCUCCUCUCUGGACUCGCCGUGCGGGCGGCUCCCUCCGCCGGCGGGGAGUGGGCGGCCAUCGUUUCGCACGCAGGCGGUGCCGAUACCUUGGGGGGCGACGCGGUGCAAAGCAUAUGCGAUGCGGCGUGGUCGCCGGCGUUUGCGGCUGCCGAGGCAGCAAGCGGAGAGGUGGCGGCGGCCAGCCCGGGUGGGGAUGUUAAGCUGGCUGAGAGCGUGCAGCUCCUCGGUUUGUGUUGGAUCGGCAUGUGCCGUGGCGCCGGCGGGUUCGCGAGGGGGGAAUCCCCUCCGCCGCCACUCGUGCCGCUGCCGCGGCUUCGCGAGCGUUUCAGCCAGCUGCUGAGCCCACUCUGUGCCGCGCUGCGACGCUGUCUGGCCCAGCUCGCCGUGUCCACCCCUCCUCCGACCCAGAAGCGUUUGGGAGCGGCAACAGGGGGGUCGGCUGGCACUGCUGCGGAGGCGACACUGGCGGCGGGUGCGGAUGUCACGGAGGGGAGGGUUGACGCGAUUUGGCAAUCUCUCCACAACAUGCUCACGCUGCUGUUGCAGUCGCUCGAUGCCUUCUCGUGCCUCCACCCCUCGCACCGCGGACCGCUGCUCUCCCCGCCCGCAGCCGCACCCCCCUCCGAGAUGCCCACGGCGGGCGAGGAGACGGAGCUCAGCUGCGGAGACUGGCGCGCUGCGGCGGUCGCGGCGCAGCGGGUGGUGUACGAGGUCGCCAUGCGCGCGCUGCCAAGAUGGGCGCGCACCGGGUCCACCCAGGGUGGCGCAAAGGGCUCCCGCCGCUCACUGCACUAUGCGAUCUGCGCGCUGUGCAAGCUUUGGCUCGCUGGUGGUACCGUUGCGGCCUGCGCGGCUAGAUCGCACUCGCGUGAUUUGCUUCCUUACACGGAUGGUUUGUGCACAGGCACCGGCACCGGUGGCGUCGCUGAGGCGCUCGUGCUGCUGCAGCGCUGCUGGGGGCUGCUCGGUCGGGAGGCUGUCGCGGCGAGGUCGCUCGAGGUUGCCCUUGCGCCCGGCGCGGCGGCGCGGGGCAAGGGCUCCAAGCGCUUUCGGCAGGAGCCGCGGCACGAGGCGCCUCUCGCCCAGCAAAUCAGUAGCGUCACCCUCGCUUGGCUACGGUGGCCCGAGGCGAUGCUCGCGUGCCCGCAGCUGCCAGAGGAGACGUGGCGCGUGGCUCGGCCGACGAAGCCGUCGGCACCGGUGGUGUGCGCCAUCGACGAGCGCAUCGGCGGCCUGAUUGCAGAGGCAGCGGCGGGCAUGGGCGUGAUCUCCACCGCUGUCGCCGAGCCCGAGCCGGCUGCUGAGGAGAGCUCGUGGCAGCCGCUCGAGGGCAGCGCGCGCGAGGAGGCCGACGCGAUUGCGUCGGCACUCUCCGACGCUUUCCGGCUCGCCAACUCAGAGGCGGUCGAGUUUGAGGACCGACCGGUGCCGGGUGCAGCUGGUUGGAGCAUCCGCUGGAAGGCGCGCAAGGCUGGCGCCUCUAAGGGCGACUCGUACCUCACCACCCCGCAGGGGCGCCGCUACGACUCUAUUCGUGCUGCAAAGCGUUUCCUCGGCCUUGAGGCGCCGCGCGGGGACGAGGGCGCCUCAGGGCGCGCGGCCAAGCUGGCGCCAAAGGCGGCGGCGCCGGCAGAAACGAAAAAGACGGCGAAGGCGUCAAGGCCAAAUGCGCCGAAUGUGGCGACGCGGUCGUCGCUCGCACCAAGCCAGGUCGAGUACCAGUUGGUCGACGUUCCGCUGCGCGUCGCCGCCACCGCGCUAGGGGGAGAUGGCUCAGGGGCCGGAAGGGGCGGUGGCGGUGCCGACAGAGAAGCUGGCAUGCAGAGCGUCGGCGUCGGCGUUCGGCAGCUGCUCGACAGCUGCAUCGAGCUACUCUUUGGCGGGAUCAUCGACGGCGGCGGCGGCGGCGGCGCCAAGCAGCACCCCCCCAAGGUGGUUGACUUUGCGAGUUGCCCGCCGCGUGAGGCCGAGCUCCUCUUGCAGUACUUCCUUAUGCAGUGCCCGCCGGGUACGCUCGGCGGGGGCAUCGUGGGCGGCGGCGGCGUGAGGUCGCAGAAAGAGCGACAGCGACGGCGACGGCUGAGGGACCACUUGCGGCGUUUCCUCCCGCCGGAACUGGCGUCUGGCGAGGGCGAGGGCCGCUGGGAAGCCCUAGCAUUGCGCGCCCUCGCUCCCGCGCUCGCGAGCGGCGCCGACGAUGGCGGGGCGUUGCAGGGAGUCCUCGCCUUGCUCCCGGCGCCCCUGGCGCCUCCAUCCACAUCCACCUCAGGCUCGGCGGGGCAGACGGAAGUGUGGCUCCUCGGCUCGCACCUCUGCGCGGCCUUGGCGAGCCUCGAGGCGUCGGUCGGGGAGUCGGAGCACCUCGAGGAGGUUUGCAACAGGUCGCUGCAGCGCGUCGAGCGCGGCGCCAUCGCGGGUGCCACGUGCGCAGCUGCCGAGCGAUGGGCGCGCUUCCUUGAGUGGUCCAAUGCGCUCCGAAGCCACGCUCUGCGGCUCGCGCUCUUUGGCGUGCCGGCCGACGCCCCCGAUGCGGCAGGAGCCGGCUGGCCCGCGGCGCUGUCGCCAGUUCAGCCUGCGCGGGUUCUGCUCUCGAUCGGCGUUCACGCGCGCAAGCUCUGGUCCCUGAAGGUAGACGCGGCGCUGCACGACCCUGCCGCACCACUCGCCACGUGGCGCCAGUCCGUCCUCGGCGCAUCGGCCGCGGCGAGCGACGCGGCGCGACUUGCCCACGGCUGCUUAUGCCUGCUCGUCGAUGCGCUGCCCCCGCCAAGAGAGGCGCAGACCAUUGCCGCGCCACCGGCGUGGUGCGGCCAACCGGGCGGGUUCGCGCGCGUGUGGGCGCACGCCAGGCUCGAACUCGCCAUGCUCCUCUCCACCGAAGCGGCGCUGUUGCGGUACAUUGAGGAUCGCUCGCCGGAGGGCGGCGGCAGCGCGGGCGGCGGCGUGGGUGGAAGGAGCUGCGGCGGUCAGGCGGCGGGCGGCGGCGGCGACGUGUCACGUUGGCCCCUCGCUUUGCGGCUUCUGCGGACGGGCCACCACACGUCCUGGCAGGACGCGCUGCGGCAGACUGCAGAGCUUCUGCGGCCAGUGACGGAGCAGACGGAGGAGGCGGUGGCGGCCACGGCCGCGGCGGGGGCAGGGGUGGGGGCGGGAUCGGCGGUGGAUCGGGGAGAGGAGGACGAGGAGGACGAGGAGGACGACGAAAAGGGCCAGCAAGACGACACCGAGACGGAGGGGCAUGGAUUGCCUGUGGCGUGCCGUUGGGCUGCGCACUUGCUGCGCGGCCGCGCCUUGCGAGAGCUGGGCGAGGGCGGCGCAGGCGCCUGGAUCCUCGAGCUCCGCCGCUCCGUCGCCCUCUCGGCUUCAUUGGCCGGCGACCGGUGUGCACUCGCUCUGCAAGAGCUGGGCGGCGCGCUCCUCGAUGGGCUCCUCGAGUCUGAGCCUGCGUCGGCGCAGCUCGACGCCUUUCUUCGCGACGUCAAGUCGAGCGGAGUCUACAGCCUCGCCCAAUGCUCCGAGGAGGACGAGGAGGGAGAGGAGGAGGGAGUGGCAGAUUCGUGCUGCAAUGGCGACUACGACUAUGGCAACGGCGGUGCGUGUGGCGACGGUGGCGGCGGUGGCAGCGGCGAGGGCAGUGCCGGUGUGGGCGGCCAUCUGCCGGAAGGGGCGAUCGCGCAAGCCACCCUCGCUCAGGGCUAUGCGGCGUGCGAGUCGAUCCUGGUGCCGUCCCGCGCGGCGGCGCCGGUCGUAGAUGAGAGCUGUUGCGGCCCGAUAUUGCGCACCUUUGAGUUGUACCAAGAUUGCGCAGACGCCGCCGGCCUCUACUCAGAGGUGUUGGCUGGCUCGGCGAGCGCCUCCGCCGACCCAGCGCGCGAGCUCGAGUCGCUCGUCUCGCUCUGUGCGCUGCUCAAAGAGGAGCGGAUGGAGGCAAAGCGUGGGGCCGCGCUGCGGAACUUUGCACGUGGCCUCUGCGCUUCCUUGCCCACCGACGGCGCAAAGUCGCGCUGCGACGUCUCCGCCGCGAGGCGGCUGCUGCGCGCAGCCUACCGGUGUUAUCCGAGGAGUUCCCAGUUCGCCCUUCAUGCAUGUGCGCAUCAUGGAACUGCCCCUGACGUUCGUAGGCUCUACCAGGACGACGAGCUCGCCGCCCAGCUCGAGCCCGCGGGACUGCCGGCGCGGGCGGUUCUCCUCGAAAGGGCGUUUGGAAUCUUGCGCGCCGGCACUACCGCCGCCGCCGCCGCCGCCGCCGAGGUGGCCGCCGCCAAGGCUGCCGCCGCCGCAGCCACCGCAGCGAUGGCGGCGAGCGCGGGUGCUGAGACAGGCGCUCACGACUCCGCGAGAUCAACGCCGAUGGGUCUCGACGGCGUCGAGGGUGGCGCUGAGCAGGCGCCGGCUGUCGCGGCGGCGCCGGCUGGCGCGGCGGCGCCGUCGAGGAUGUCGACAUUGAGCGUCGAGCCACCGUCGAGGGCGCAGAGCUCGAGGAUGUCGACAUCGAGCGUCGAGCCGCCGACGCCGUCGAGGGCGCAGAGCUCAGAGCCACCGCUGCCACCACUCCCGGAGGAGGGUGCUGCCGAGGCGGCGCUGGUCGCUUAUUGCGAGCAGGCCUUCCCAGCCGCUGGCCGCAAGCGGCAGCGACUCGGUGGAGGCGGCGGCGGGCAGAAGCUGCCAACGCCGCGGAGCCAACCGUCUCCGAGCCGCCCCCUCUCCCAGCCGCGGCCUCAGCUGCCGGGCUGCGCCCACCGUCCAUCGGACGUCUCGGCCGCAUCGCUUCUGGCAGGCACAGGCGCUGUCCUCUCGGUCACGGUCCCACACGGUGUCGCGCCGGGGCAAAGCCUUCAGCUCUCCACGCCGAUGGGGCUCAUGCGAGUCGUCGUUCCUCCGGGCUGCGGCCCCGGCUCCGUCUUCGGCGUGCGCCCGCCGCCGUCGCCGUUGUUGCCGCCGCCCGCGGCCAGCGCGAUGCAGGCCGCCAGGACGUCGGAGUCGGCCCCGCCUCGUCCUGUCCCACCGGCACCAGCGGCGACGGGGUCGGCGGGGUCGGCGGGGAUGGGGCCGCCGCCAGGUGACUCGACGUGGUCGUUUGGGAAUGGCGUCGUCGAGGAUGUGGACUGA
Messenger RNA from Emiliania huxleyi CCMP1516, 7422 nucleotides. RefSeq lists its product as hypothetical. NCBI's taxonomy places the organism in Eukaryota, Haptophyta, Isochrysidales, Noelaerhabdaceae. The record is from RefSeq and is a predicted model, not a curated record. The transcript has 5 exons. Gene Ontology annotation, molecular function: protein binding. Bases 1 to 7422 code for a protein of 2473 amino acids.